AUGACUGACCAGCCUUACGUGGAAAUAAUCAUCGAUGCAUCCAGCCUGCCGUACACCGAUAAACUCGUUCAUCGCAGCUCCGAAGCUGACGAUCUUCCUGGAGCACUGGAAAAAGUAAUGCGUGCAACUCUCAAGCCAUACCUGCCGAAUGAGGAGCAUUCGGGACUGCACUCUUGGCGCCUGCAGGUGGUGGCCGUAGUGCCCGUGGUUAGCCACCGUACGAUGGACCCUAUGGCCAGGUUCAAGACCGACCUAGCCAAGCUUCAGGACCACCGAAUUGUGGCUUUGAACGCGCGUAGCGAGAGGCGUACAGAAAAGCUGGAGGAACUGACCAACGACCCGGCAUGCCUGUUGGUCCUCCUAGUUCCCGCAUCGCCAGGUUCAGCACUAGGCUUCCAAAGCAACAGCAAGGUGAAGCGAGUCGACUAUCUGCCUGGAUACAUCCCCGUCAAUGCAGGCAACCAGCGCAUCGAAAUCACCAUCAUCCCACGCCCGCCAGAUUUUUUCCGCGACGAAUACCACGCUCACAAAGCGAACAAUAACGGGGUUACAGAUGUAUGA
Molecule: messenger RNA, 561 nt
Organism: Alternaria conjuncta
Lineage: Eukaryota; Fungi; Ascomycota; Dothideomycetes; Pleosporales; Pleosporaceae
Exons: 4
Coding region: 1-561 (186 amino acids)
Source: RefSeq, a predicted model, not a curated record